UGUAUUGGCAAACGGUCAGACAAAGUUUUCAUCAGUCAAGCGUUUACUCGGCAACCACUGCGCAGUUAAGAUAAGUUGCAGAAAUAAGGUGGCCUUCAAAGUGGAUCCAGUUUUUACGUUUUCGUUAUGCAAAUCAAGCAAUCUUAACUUACAAGUGGAUGUUGAUUUUGUGCCAAAGCCGAUUAAUGUGAGGAAAGUGGGUAGGGCAAAAUGUCGAACAAAAAUGCUGAACUUAAUCCAAUCUCGGCCUCGCAUGGAAAAUACGAAGUGAACUCCAAUGAGACGAGUGAUGGAGGUGCGCCUGAUGGUAUCUACAAGGUACUUCAAGGCGACAGAAACUUAAGUUCCAUUGAAGUUAACGUGGAUACUGGUAGCUUGGACGAGUCCCAUUCCAGAACUCGAGACGCAGGACCAAGUAUAGAUAUGUCAAGCAGUACACCAGAAUUAAGUUUACCGAAAAUUGGUGGAAAGAAGAAAUCUGUAAAUUUCAUUGACGAUACUCUAAUUACGGAAAAUACUUCAAAAUCAAAAAAGAAAAAGGGCAAAAAGAAGUCAAAAGGUAAACACAAGAACACCUCUAUUUCUAUGUCGUUGGAGAAAGAGGAACAGACACCUUCAUUGUUAAGUGUCCGCAAAGAAGACACAGUGACAGAGUUUGCAACAACAGGGACCAGUUCACAAGAAGAUAGUAAAGAUGGGAACAUGGAUGUAACACCUCAAACAAUGGUAUCUUUGGAUCUUAAAGCUAGUCACAAUGAGAAACUUGAAUUGGAAGAGGAUGAUAAAGACAUGGAUGUUGUGUUGACUGCAGAUAUAGGGAUUGAUGACCAAGUGUAUGCGUCAGAAGAAGAAGCCCCAACCAAAGUAUAUAUGGAUACCCAAACAAUUAUUACUACGGAAGAAAUUAGAGCCGAUUGCAAAGUAAUUGAACAAGUAGAAAGAACAAUAAUCUUGUCUCCUUGCGAAAAAGAAUCUGAGGAUGAAAUUUCUGCAAAAGAAUUAUCAACGACUGCUCUUUUGGAAGAAAUAACACAAACAAUUAAUACAUUUUCAGAAAUACAUGCACAGGAAGAACAAAAUUAUCUAGAAAUAGACAACCCACAUCCAACGAUAGAAGAGGAAGUCAGUGUUGAAAUCAUCAAACAAACAAGUUUUGAUAUUCCAACAUUUAAAAAAAUGGAAGUUCCUGAAAAUGCUUGUGAUACAAAGGAAAGGAAUGUAGAGUCUACAGGGAAGACAGUUCAUUUUGAACUUGAUAUAGGCAAAGAUAAUAUAAGUUUUAAGAAUGAUGCAAUUUCAAAUACUGAUGAAGUUGAAAUAGACAUGAACUUGACACAUGAUUUGUCAAUAGGAAACCAAAAUGAUGAAGAAUGUCUAGUAAUUGAGAAUGCAGAGGAAGAGGUAAACUAUCAUGAAUCUUCAUCUUCUAGUUCAAGUUCGGAAGAUGGUCGUGAGGAACAAUUUAAAAAUAAAAAAAUGAAAAAGCGAAAAAGACGGAGCUUCCUCUCAGGAAUCAAUUUUCACUUGCCUAAGUUUGGUAGCAAAAAAAAGAAGGACAUUACAGUUGGUAAAUCAGAUUUGAAUACCAUAGGAUUGGAAUCCAGUGAAUAUGCAAGUAAUGAAUUUAUCAAUGAUGAAACUAUCUCAGGAACAAUUGAUUCAGAGCCAUUAAAGACACAUGAAAACAAAAACUUAGAUUUGUCAACUGCUUUAUCGGCUGAAGUGAAAGGUCAAAUUGAAUUUAAUAAUGCUGCUGUAACUGAUGAUAUAUGUGAUGGUAAUAGUCCAUCUGCUGACAGUUGUCUGGAUGUUUCAUAUAGCAAGACUGUUGAAACCAAUCCAAAUGAUGAUUCUCUUACCAACAACGUCAGCUUGGGGGAAGCUGACGUUAUGGUUAUGAAUGAUAUAAUCACAGAAGGCAACAUACAGCUUAAUGAUAAAUGUGUUUCUUCACAAUGUAAUAAAGUAGAAUCUCCAGGUCAAAUACAGAUUCAAGAAACUGAAGUGGAACUCCAAGUUGGUUCUGAAAUGUUAAAAGAACAAAACAGAGAUCUUGAAGCCUCAUUUGAAAUAUCACCCAAUGAAGAAGACAAGGGGAUUGAAGAAAUAGAAAGAACAAAGAAAAAGAAAAUGGGUAUUUUAGCAAGUCUUGGUAUCCACAUGUCGGGUUUUAGUGGCAAAAAGAAAGGGCAGAAUAUAGAGGACUCGGAAGUGAAAAUGGGUGACACCAGAAUUGAUUCAGGGUUAGAUGGAAAUCCAUCCAUGUUUGAUGCUAGUUUUCAAGUGGAUUUGGAUUUAGAUAACAAGUGUACAGAUACAAACCAGUCUGAUUCAGAGAAAUUAUUAGCUAGUGGAGUUAAAUCACUGCCAACAGAAAUUAUGGAUAUUGACACUCCAGAUUCAACAAACUUAUCUGUCGAAAUUGGCCAAGCAAAGUCUUGUGAAGGAGAAAUUGAUCUUUCAGGAGACACAGAUGACCAAGUCAACGUUGUUGCAGAUGUCAAUCUCGAUGAGGAAGAUGGCGGGAUUUAUCCAAGAAGCAAAAACCAAAAAAAAGGUCGUUUUGGAGGAUUUCAUUUGCACAUGCCAAAAUUCAACAAAAAGAAGAGUCAUUCAAAUUUGGGACAUAAAGAGCAAGAGGCUGAAUUGAAAAAUGACAUAAAAGUUGAGUUCACAUCAAAUGAAGAACUGGAACUUAAAGGUAACAAAAAUUCUGAAGACAAUAACACUGAGGCUUGUGAUGAUAAUGGAUCAAACAUACAAGGUGAAGUUCAUUUGGGAACUGUUGGUAUUGAUGUAGGAAUAACAAGUAAUCAGGAACACCUUGAUAACAGUCUGAGAAAAUGUAAUAAUGAGGACAACAUCAGUGUUAAUGAAAAAGAUGUAUUGACAGUCACCUGUGAAAAUAGCUAUGAGUUCCAAGAGGGAAAAGAUUCUCAGAUAUCAGGAAUAGAAUAUGCUACCAGUAAUCCAAGUGUUAGUCUUGAUACAGGUAUUACCACAAAAUCAAAUGAUGUUGACCCUACAAUUGCUUUUAAGGCAGAGCAUGAUAAUAUAAUUAUGGAAGGAAACCUUGAUGGAAAUGAUAUAAACUUGGAUGACCUGAAAAAUGCAGCGUGCCCUGAUAUUGGUGGAAGAGGAAGAAUAGCUACAACUUCAUCCAGUAGUUCAGAGGAUGAAGUACUAUCUAAUGGAAAGAAGAAGAGGAAGAAGGGCAAAAAGUCAAAAAAGAAGACAAAGAAAGACAGCAAAGGCAUUUUUGGAAUCAGUUUCCACAUGCCAACGUCCAGUGAAAAAAAGGAAAAACACUUGGAGUCAGGGUCACCAGUAUUGAGUUCUGAUGCCAAUAUAAAUGGUAAAUUAGUCAAAGACAAUGAUUUUGCUACAGAAGUAUCUAUUAAAGAGGAACUCACAAUAGGUACUGACAUGAAAUUGGAAGGAAUUGAAACACAAGUAAAUCUGAUGAAAAAGGGCCAAAAACAACCUGAUGAGGUUGUGUUUGAAGGUUCAAUGGAGUUGAAUGACAAUAAAGUAGGAAAUAUUCAAUUUGUUAAUUUUGAUGUUGACCAGAAUAAUGAGAAAACUAAUGUAUCUGCAGAUUUAGAGAGCCCUUCUGCCAAAACCAACAUAAAUGAAGAAUUUGAUCAUGCUGUUGAUUCCAAUGUAGAUUUAAAUGUUACAGAAGGUAGCUUUGGUGACAGAUGUAUUGAAGUUCAUAUGAAUACAACACGCAAUAAUGAUAUUUGUAAUGACAAUGGUACAAGCUGCCCAACAUCCUUUUCAAAAGAUUUUGAUGUUGAAAAUCCAAUUGAUAUUGGUGCUGCAAUACCGUCUGCAGGCAUCGUCAUAGAUGAACUAAAUGAAAAUGAUCAAACCAUUGACAUAACUGAGCAUCCAAGAGAAGAACUUGAUGUCACCAAUGUUUUAUCAGGCAAUUUAAUAGUAGAAGCUGGCCUGACAUUGUCAAGUGAUGUAUCAGUUGAUACAAAGAAAGAUUCUAAGUCAGUCAGUUCUAGAGAUGAGGAUGAAAAAUCACCCAAACCUAUAAAGAAACGAAAAAAAAUAUUUGGAAAUGUUGGUAUACAAUUUCCAAAAUUUGGAAGUAAAAAAAAUAAGUUUAGGGAACUAGCUCGAACUGAGAAUCCUGAAGUUAAGGCUGGAAUCCAUGAAAGUAAAGCUGGUGGUAAUAAACCUUCCUCGGAUUUAGCAACUGAUGAUACAGAUAUGGAAGUAAAAUUUCCAGGGAAAAGUUCACCUUCUUUAGGUGUAGACUUUGUGUAUCCUGAAGAAAAAGGUGAAGGUAGCACAGAGUUUUAUAUAGAUACAGAUAGUCAACCGAAACCACUUAGUUGUAUUCCAGAGGAAAUUGAUUUAAAAGUUGAAAAUGAUUUAAGUAGCAGUUCAAAUGAUGAUAGCAGUGAGCAUGAGGAUGAACAAAUGAAGAAGGGAAAAAAGAAAGGAUUUUUUGGAGGAAUUCAUUUACCAUCAUUUUCAUGGAAGAGAAAUAAAGGUAGUGUAUAUUCUGAAUCCCUACCAAUUUCUCCACCAAGUGAGAAUGUCAGUGUUGAAAUUAGCACUGAAGGGGGACACAUUUAUGACAACAACUUGUCUAGUAUUGAGAGUGCACUAGAGGAAACUGCAGGCACCUAUGUUCCUACAGACAAAACUGAAGCGAAGGCACAUAUUGAUGCUGACACAUUACGUCUUGGGGAUGAGCUAUUUGUUAAGAAGGAAUUGGAUACUCCAGAUUUUGAAGAAAAAGAUUCAACAAUUCAAAAUACAGAGGAUUUAAAUGUAAUGUCUGAUUUUAAAUCUGGGUUGACUCUAAGUUGUCAAAAUGAAGUUGCCAACUCUCCUGAUCAGGAUGAGGAUAGUGGUGAACAAGCUGGGUUGACUCUAAGUUGUCAAAAUGAAGUUGCCAACUCUCCUGAUCAGGAUGAGGAUAGUGGUGAACAAGCUGGAAAAGUUCAGGUCAGAAAAAAGAAAGGUCUCAAGAGUGGCAUUAACCUUUCCUUUCCAAGAUUUGGGGAAAGGAAGAAAAAAGGAAGUUUGGAUAUUGAUUCAGCAAUUAGAAGUUCACCCGAUAUUGAUAUUGUUACUGAUGAUGAGACGGUGCAUGGACAAAUGAACAUCAAUGUUGGUAGCAGAUUUGAUACCAGUAUCUCACAGGAAAUGAAGAUUGAUUCCAUUGUAGCAUCUGCAGAAGUACCAGAAAUUGAUUCACAUCUUCAAACAAAGGAAUUAGAUAUAUGUAAUGCAGAGAGUAAUGCCAAUAUCCCUAGUGAUAUAUCAGAAAUAAUGACAAUUCAGGACACAGCUGGUGAUAUGAAUAUUGGAAUUGAAGGACAGUUUGGAGAAGUUAAACAAGAAAUGGAGAUUGAACCAGCUACAGAAAAUAAAAUGAAUGAUGUAAUGGAAUUGAAUGUAGAAGCACAGUUUCCAUCACAUGUAAUUGAUGAUACUGACAAACAUGAAAACAAGGAAUUUAUAAUAGAUACAAGAGGAAUUGCAGUUGCACUAGAUAAUAAUCUAAAAUUAGCUCUGAAGGCAGAGAAUUUACCAACAGCAGAAAUAGAAGGCAUAAGUGUAUCACAUUCUGCUUCUGACAAUAUUUUGAUAGACAAUGUGCCUUGUGGCAUUAUCAAAGUUAGUUCCUCGGAAUUUGAUAAAAGUUCUUCAGCUGAAAUUGGGCUUGAACAGCCAUGCAUUCAAGAAAAUAUUGAUUUAGUUGUAAAAGAAAAUGAAGCUACUUCCAAUAGCGAUUUAAAUCUUGGACUUUACAAUAUUAUUGAUGUUGAAAAAAAAACAAGUAUGGAACUAAACAAUGUAGAUCUUAGCAUUGAUGUAAAAAAUACAGUCUCAUUCGACAAUGAUCAUGACUUGAAAAUAGGAAUUCCUCAUAGCUGUAGUACUGAAGGUAUGGUAUCAGGCCAUGUGAAUGAUUGUUCAGAUAUCAGCAUUAGUAAUGAGAAUGACAACCUGAAUUUAAAAGCAGGUAUGGGUGAUGUAGAUGAUGGUGAUCAGUUUCAGUAUCCUCCAAGAAUUAAACAACCAACUGGUUUUGGAAGCAUGUCCCAAAAAGAAUGUGUUCAGCAAUCUGAUAAAUCAGCAACACUUCCUCAAACAAGGCAAGAACUAUCACAAAGUGGAGUAAGUAUUGAGGGUAGUGUAAAGAAGCGUUUACAUAAGGGAAGCUCAGAGCCAGAAUUAUCAAGCAGGAAAUUAAAAAAACGGAAGAAACGCUUCACUUUGCUAUCCUUUAAUUUUCAUAUGCCUAAUUUUUGGAGUCGCAGGAAUAAAGACAUGAAAGAGGACGAUAUUGAUGUAGGAAGUGAACAUCUUAGACGACCAAAAUCAAUGGAAAUUAUUUCUUCAUCAACAGGUGAUGAUUAUGGUGCUGAAUUUGAACCAAAAGCGACACUUGCUAGUAGUAUGUCUAAUGAUAAGUCAGUGCUGCCAUCUAGUUCAUCAAUUCAUAUCAAAUCCUCUGGAAGUUUGCCAGAUAUAUCUGGUGAAGGGUCUCUGCAAGUUAACAACACAGAAUGUGAAGGGGUAAAUUCAGCUGCUGAUAAUGAUCUACAUGAAUCUAUUGGCUCAAUUGAGAAUACAGGAGUUGUUAAACCAAAAUCAAAAAAGAAAAUGAAAAUACCAUCCUUUAGUUUCCAAUUUGAAAAACGCAGUACCAAAAAAGGUAACAUAGAAAAACAAGAAAGGAAUCUAAACUUGGAUCACGAUGAGGAAUUGCAAGGUGUAGUAGAUGAUAAGCAGAAUCCUGUCAUUCCAGUUAGAAAAUUAGAUGUUCAUGCAGAAAUUGAUAUCUCAGAUGUAACACUUAAUGGGUCAUCUGCUCUAGAAUUAACAUCAUUAAAGAUAUUGCCUUCAAUAGAUGAUAAUCAUGUUGAUGCUAUUAAAGUAAACCCUGAAGUAGAGGUAUCUGAAAGAAACUGUUUGAAUUCAUUAAACACUAACACUCCAGUACAUGGAAAUGUACAUGGUGAGGUCAAUGCUUGUAUUGUAGCCCCUCACAAGUCUUUGAAAGUGAAAAUAUCAGGAAUUGAUGACAAUACUGAUGUAAACUUGGAUUUGCCAAGUCCAGCUUCAGAUUCUGGACUUUCCUCUGGAGUUGGGGAUGAUGUGAAUAUUCCAGGCUUUAAAAUAUCUCCAGAACUGGCAGUUACUUCAGAAAUUGGUUCCCUUCCUCAAAUUGAUGCUUCAGCAGAUGUUUCUACUAUGGGAACUAGCAAUCAAGCUGAUGAAGAUUCAAAACGUUUAGGAUCCAUUCCCUGUUUGUCUGACAAGCAUAGAAAGAAAGGAUUGCUAUCACCCCUUAGGUUGCCGAAAAUCAGUUUCUCCGGAAAAAGGAAAAGUAGAACAUUACCAGCAGUUGUAACACCCUCAGGCACUGUACAGAUACAUAAUAGCUCCCAAUCAUCUGAUGAUUCUAUUCCAAGAUUGGGUAAAGGAAAAAAGAGAAAGAAUCUUCAAGGCUCAAAAAAGGGGCAAACAGACCAAGAUGAAAGUACAUCAUUUCUUGAAAGCACUGCAAAUCCAAAUGGACAACUUGAAAUAUCUGGAAAGGUCUCCUUUGAUUCUGAUGAUGGGCCGUCCACAAGUACACCACUCAAGAAUGUACACCAGAAUAAUAGCAAUGCUCUUGGAUCCGUAAGCCCUCUAGAAUUUGUAGAUGAAUCUGAAGUUUUACCGAUUGAGUUCACAACAACCUACAAAGUGGUUGUAGCUAUAGAUUUUGGUUCAACGUUUAGCGGGUAUGCGUACUGUUUUCCCAUUAAUUCCGAGCAGAUAUUUAUGAUGCGUAAAUGGCAGGGUGGAGAUCCUGGAGUCCGUAAUGCUAAGAUGCCAUCAACGUUGCUCUUGACUCCAGAGGGUGACUUCCACUCAUUUGGUUACAAGGCUAGGGAUUUUUAUCAUGACAUGGAACACAAGGAGGCACAAAAAUGGUUGUACUUUGACAAAUUUAAAAUGACACUUCAUGCGAAUCAGAAUCUGGACCUUGAUACAGAGAUCGAAGCGGCUAAUGGUAUCAAUGUACCAGCUGUCAGGCUAUUUGAGUUGGCGCUGGCCUUUUUCCGUGACCGUGCAUUGGAGGAAGUGUAUGACCACAGUGACCAUCAGGUGGACCUGCAGGACAUCCGUUGGGUCCUGACUGUGCCAGCUAUUUGGAAACAGCAAGCUAAACAGUUCAUGAGGAAAGCAGCAUACUUGGCUGGUAUUGCUUCAACUCAUAACCCUGAUCAGUUGACAAUUGCCCUGGAGCCAGAAGCUGCUUCCAUUUAUAUUCGUCAGCUUAAGAAAUGUGAACCUGAGAAAAAUGUGAGAAGAAGUAUUAUUGAGGUGGAGGAUAUGAAUACAUCGGUGAAUGCUGUUCCUGAGAACCUCAGCGAAGGUUGUCGAUAUAUUGUGGUUGAUUGCGGCGGUGGCACUGUUGACAUCACAGUCCAUCAGAUUGAGGAUUACCGUGGUCUGGUGGAAGUGCACAAAGCAUCGGGAGGAACAUUUGGUUCGAUCAGUGUUGACAGACAGUUCCAGCAACUUCUGGUGGACAUCUUUGGUCAAGAUUUCAUAGAUGAGUUCAAAAUAAAACGUCCAGCUGGUUGGGUUGAUUUGAUGAUUGCAUUUGAAGCAAGAAAACGAAAUGUGAAUCCGUGGAAAAACAACCCACUGAAUGUGUCGCUGCCAUUUUCCUUCAUUGACUAUUACAAGAAGUUUACAGGAACGUCAACAGUGGAGCACGCCCUCAAGGUGUACAAUAGUGAACAUGUGAAGUGGUCUGCACAAGUUCCAGGAAUGAUGCGUUUUACUUCUGAGGGAAUGAAGUCAUUGUUCCAACCAUCAAUUAACAGUAUCUUAGGAUGCAUCGAUCAAGUGUUGAACCAACCAAACAUCGGUCAUAUUUCCCACCUGUUCAUCGUUGGUGGAUUUGCAGAGUCUUCAUUAGUCCAAAACAUGAUACAAAAACACUACCAAGAUCACCUACAGGUUAUCAUUCCUCACGAUAUCACAUUGGCGGUUGUGAAAGGUGCGGUGAUGUAUGGAAUGGACCCAACUGUUAUCAGAGUUCGUAAAUCAAAGUUGACGUACGGUGUAGGCGUUUUGAACAAGUUUGAUGCUCAGAAGCACCCGUUGGAGAAGAAAGUAGUUAGAGAGGAAAUUGUAUGGUGCACGGAUAUAUUUGACAAGUUUGUUGAAGUCAACCAGGCUAUUCAGACAGGAGAGAAAGUCUGCCGCAGUUACAGGCCAGCUAAACCGAAUCAGGAAGAGAUCCUAAUCAGUAUCUAUUGCAGUGAGAAAGAAGAUGUUAAGUUUAUCACAGACAGAGGUGUUAAGAAAUUUGGAAACCUAAAAAUUGAUUUGACAACUAUACCGCAACUAAGUGAAUGGAAGCAACGAGAGAUUAAACUCACGAUGCAGUACGGCGACACAGAGAUUAAAAUCAGCGCGCUUGACGUUCUUACUGGGCACUGUGUCAAAGCUAACAUAGACUUCCAAAAUGAAUGACGUAGCUACAGUUAGUGAGAUACACUAGAUGUUGUUAAAUGAAGUUAGAACUUGUACAGCAUUAAGUCUAUUUUAUACUAGUAAACAUAUAUAUACAAGUACAGUAAUAGUAGUAUACAAGAUACAAGAAUAUUUUUACAAAUUUUAAAUGACAAUGAGGAAAUGUUAAUCUUGUACAUAAGAUCUCUGAUAAUGUGAAUUAUGGCUACAUCAUUCCCAGCAAACACAAAAUUUUAUAACAUGUUGUUAACAUUAUGGUUAGGUUAUAAUGUUAAUACAACAUUCCAGUAAUUAAAUUAUAAUCAAGUUGCAAAUUCAUAUAUGUAGUUCUACAGAAAAAAUGUUUUGUACACCAAACUGCAAAUGUUAUUGGCUUUUCCUGCACCAGCGGAAAAGUCAUUGUCUUUAUAACAUAAAAUUUAUCAGCUGGGCUGUUGCUUUACUUAAAUUUUUUUUUUUUAAUUUAGUGAUUAGUCAUUUUGUAAGUAAUGAGUGGUUAUGUAUUCUUCUAAUAAUACUGUAGUGGUAAUCAUUAAACAUUUCUUGAAGUUUAAUCCCUAAUCACUAGUAAUUUUGAAAUAAGUAUCUAGACAAACUGCAAAACAUUUUAUUAAAUAGAACAAAGAGUAACAAUUUUGAAACUCAAGAAAAACCUUUGUAGUUAAAAAGUGCUCUUCACUAUUUUCUACCUUAUAUUCCAAACCCAUUCAGCUCUUUAAUACUGAUGAGCUGAUAUUAGGGCUCUGCAAUUUGACAUUGCACUGACCAGCUGUAAUAGAAGCUGGAAGUUGGUUGUAAACAUUGGGAAAAAUUUGGAAAUGUGAAGGAUUAUAAAAAUAAUAUAUUCAUCCAGGUGUGAAAUACUGUAUUAUUUUAACAAAGGUAUUACUUCUUAAACACACUCUCAACCAAAUGUGUGAUGAUGACAUGCAGUGGUUUUAGAGAAGUGAUCAGUUGUGGAGGAAUGUAAUUCUCACAUGUGAGGAUAAUGCUGUGAUCACAUACAGUACAUGGUGAUAUGUCAUGUAUGGUGAUCAUGUUGUGACAGAUAUUUAGUCAUUCAUUUGUGUUAUAAAAAAAAACUGAGUGAUUAACAUUUGAGUUAAGAAUAUUUUAUGAUCAUAUGUUGUAAAAAGAAGCUGUGUUAUGAUCAAAAUCAAAGAUGUGAUCAAAUUGUUAAGUGUGAUCAUUUGUAAAAUAUAAUUACAGUACACUGGUUAUGUUGUGAAAGCAAUUUAAUAUUUCAGUGUCCAAGUUUUGAUCAAGAAGUGAGUAUAUUUGUGAUCAUUUGUUAAGUAUCUUGUACACUUUAGUGAUUUUGUUGUGACAAGGAUUUAGUCAUUCAUACUUUUGCAAAUUGCGAUUGGCAUGCAUGCUGACAAGGUUUCAGCAAGUCCAAUUUGUUUUACUCAUGACUUGUUGUAUCAUCAUACAAUUAAUUAGGCCUACUGCUGGUAUUGUGUAAAUACAGUAAAGUUAAUUUUGAGUACCGGUAUAUGUACUGAUUCAUAAAAUGGUAUCAUUCUAAAAGGUAUUUCAAUACCAUUAUGUAAUUGGAUAUUACUGUAUAUGAAUGUAGUAGCUGUUAUCUUGUUAGUGUUUAUCACUUUUUUGUAAUUUUUAGGGAGUAAAGCCGCAUACUCACUGUGCCGAUGGUCGUCGGCCGCCGUGAUUCUAUGGAGAUCGUUUUAAAUGACAAUCCGUUCAGACUGCCACCAACAAUCGGCAGACGGUGUCUCGUUGUCUAAUGCUCACAGGGAGUGGAGUUGGAUUUAUGGGCCAACAGUCGCACAGCUGAAAUACGCACUGCUUUCGGUGACUCCUCCCAGACCUGCCAACUCCUGGGCCAUGAAAAUCUGGAGAUUUUUUUUAAAUCUUAAAAAAAUCUGGAGAUUUACCAAAAAAUCUGGAGGUUUCCAGAAUUAACCGAAAGAUAAUGCAAUUUACUAAAAAAGACACGUCAAGACUAAUCAUAGUGGUAUAAAAUCAAUGGUACAAAAUUACUGCAAAACAACUUAUUAGAUUGUUGCUUGUCUAUCGCGGUGAAUACAUUGAAUAAUAACGAUCUUAUCAAUCAUUUAUGCAUAAAUCAGAGUAUUUUGUGGAGGGAACCUGUAAAAUCAGUAAAAUCGGGUGAAAAUUACAUUCGAUCGGGAGAAUUGGAGAUUUGUUUAGAUAUCGGGUGACACACGACAGGAUCGGGUAAGUUGGUAGGUCUGCUCCUUCCCUUCACUAAAUGAGUACACAAUCAAAUGAUUGUUUUCAUUUUCAGGUCAUCAUUUUGUCGUUUUCUUAAAGAGUACAUACACUGCUUAAAAUGUUUAUGUCACAAAUUAAAGUUAACUAUUUCCUCCUAGUGUGUGUUUCAUAAUCUUUGAUUAAAAAAGUGGAUGAUGUACAACAUAAAUACAAAAGUUAGCUAAUAGUAACAGUAUCCAUAGAAAUGACAACAUUUUUACAUUUUACAAUGUCGAUCAACUAAGUAUUCCAGAUAAGUUUACUCUUAGUAUUUAGAAGUAAUGUAGCAAAACAUUUAUAAUAGAAGCCAUUCAAUUUGUUAAAUAGUUUUGAUUGUCGGCAUUAAAACACAAGAUAUUUCGGUGUAGUGUAAAAACAAAUUGCUUGAGUGAAAUAUGUCCAUUGAUAUGUUUACAAUCAGGUGUGGCAACAGAACAUCGGACUCCCAUCUUGGGUGCCGAUGUCCCGAAUGAUAGCGUACGUGGACUGGUCUAUAAUCAAAUAAAUAGAGUGAAGCAAAGAAAUAAAUGCCAGCUGAAUUUGGGAUUGAACCAAUUACAAUACUCUGGAAAUUGAGCCGUCCCUCGUUGGUAAUCAGGCAGAUUAAGGGACGGGCUGCCCCCUCCCCCUUUCAGAAAGUUAAAAAAGAAAUUUUAAUAGAAAAAGAAAAUUAUUCAUCGUCCAAAACACCUCAGAGGUUAUUUCUGGGUGUUUAGAAAACACCAUUUCCAUGACCCCCAAGGGAAGUGUUGGCUCUCGAUCUCCCUCCACCCCUUCCCCUCCCCCCUUUUGGACAUCUCUGUAUCCGCCCCUGGUAAUGAGGGAUGUUAAUAUUGAUAUCUUCUUUCGUAGGAAUCAUGUGAGAAUCAACAUUAGAUUGGUAGUAUUGAUACAGGUACAUCAACAAAUAAAUAAAGACAUCAAACCAAUCAGCAAAUCAAUCAGUAUUUUUAGCCGUGGGAGGCUGAAUUGGAAGAGAGUGGUGGCAACAAGACUAAUAGCUUAACUAAGCCGAAAAGGCCAAAGGAAGAAAAUUGAUAUAUCGUUUUGGUAUAAUUGACAAAAAUAGUGUGUGAAAUUUGUGUCGUCACAAUUAUGACAAAAAAUGUAAUUAAAAAGCAAUUGUUAGUAAUGUAUAAUUGUUGGCUAUAGAUGUACAUGGGUUCAUAUUGCUCCAAGAAUUGUAGAGUUACAGUAAAGGUUAAUUUAUGUAAACCAGUGAAGACUGUAAACAGUAGUAUCAAUGCUGAUUGGUGAUUGUUGUAUGUAUCAGUGAUGAUUGUAAAUAAGACAGGAGUUUUAUUGCAUAACUAAUACUAUGUAAAAUGUUUAGAUUAAGCCUGUGUAUAUUUUUGACUAAAUGUAAUGUCUCCAAUCAUAGGUCCAUUCUCCAAUCCAAGCCAAUAGGAAGGGGGGGGGGGGGGAGAUUUCUAAUGUGUCAACCCCCUUUUCUAUUAUUCCAUUAAACACCUUCUAAUAAACCAGUCACGAAUCAUAAUAAAGAAAUAUAUCACAUACAUAUGCUAAAAUGCUUCAGAUACAUUUAUUUGCCACCACCAAUAUAAGAGCUCUUCCUCUAAACCCUAGUAGGGCACCAACCUCUUUCUCAUAAAAAAAAAAUGCCUCUUCCCCCCACCCCCUUUAAGUAAUGCUGGUUAGAGGCCUCCAAUUAAAGAACCAUAUAGACCUCAGUAUUAUGCGCUAUAUAAAUUUCACUACAUACAUACAUUUGAAUUAUUAAUGAAAUCUAUCCAUGUUUUUGUGAAUCCAAAUACUGUAGAUUAGGUUUAACGUUUGAUUUUUAAGCUUGUUUUAGCCCAAAUUGAUAUUUAAUUUUAUACCUACAGUAAUUAUGUACUUUAUAUACUUUUAUACUGUAUUCUGUAUUUAAAAUAGAAUAAUAGAAUUAAAUACAGUAGGUAUGGUUUGCGAUAUUAAUUUCCAAAAGGAAGUAUUAAAUAGAUGUGUAUGACAGAGGAGUGGAUCAAUGAUUGCAGAAUAGUUUAGGGUGGAUUACAGGGUUGUUUCACCAGUUUUGGUAUCAGUAGUAGGGAUUUUGUUUUUUGUAUUUUGACAGUCAAAAUGAGAAAGUGCAUUUCCCAGGAUUUGGAAUUCGUAAUGAUUAAUUUUGAGUGCUUUGCUAGUGUAACAUAUUGAAGUUUUUAAAAUGUUUAUAUGUAUCGGUAUUACCAUGGAGGUAUUAGUUUAUUAUUACAAGUUGAAUAGAGUAUGAAUUUAAUGGCAUAUUAUAUACUGUAUACGAUACAUUAUUCCUACUGAAGUAUCAUAUUCAAAGGUGUCCCAAGUCUCCUGCAACUUGCAGGGGUGUCCCGUAAAUCGUGACAGAAUCCCGCACACUCGAAAGCAAGCAAGAAAGAAUUCAUAAUAAUAAGUAAACGCAUGCAGUCAUCUUUUUUAAAACAUUUAAAUAGAGAAAUCUAAAGACCGGGUUUUGUGACCAGGGUCCCCAAGCCUCCUGCGGAGUCCCGGAAUGGAGUCUCCAAGAAAUCGGCGGGGAGGCCUCCAAUAUUACCGUGAAGAAUCUUCUGGAAAAUAACCAUAUUUACAUGUUUUUACAAGUUUUUACCACUGUAUUAUCAGUUGCCAAAUUCAGUGCCAGUGGUUACCACCAUGCAUUUAAACAGAUCUCCCGGAUGUGGAUUCUUCCAACUUGGGACCCCUAUAAUUUCAAUACUUGUUGAAAAAUUAUUAGUAUGAUUUUUUAUUGUGUAAAAGUAUGACAACAUUAACUAGCAUGCUAAAAACAGUAUUAUCAUACGUUAAUCUUUUUUGUUGGUAGGGUAGACUAAGCUAGCUAGAUACUGUACUAUUAAGUCAGCACUGUCUCAUUAAAGCUCCUCUGAACAAUGUUUUAGUGAUUCCUCAUUGUAGGGUCUAAUGUUCUGUUCAAACGAGCUAGUUUUAUAUGUAUGACUUGCCUAUAUGGGAGUGUAAUAUCAUCAUGCCCAUAUUUUAUGCAUAAAUUACAGAUAUACUUCACAUAAUACUUGUGUGAAAAAAAGUACAGAGCAGUGAUGCCAUUUACUGUGUUUAUAGUUUGAUUUCAUUUUUUUCUUUUCUUUGGGUAGUUUCUAAUAUACUUUAGUCAUGGCUACAGGUAUUAUUCUACUAUAUACCAGCUCUGUUUUACCUAUUAUUCAAGCCCUCUGAGUCUUUUUAUAAGCUCCAUAUAUAUUUUAUUUAUCAUUGUUAUUGAAUUUUAUUGGACUGUACUUAAAUAAUGAAUGAUUUUUAAAACUUUUUAAAGGUUUUUAUAGAGCUAUUACAACACUCUCUUUUCAGUACUUAGUCGCCGUUUCCAAAAAGAAACAUCACUUGAGAAUAUGAACUGACAGUUCAUGAAACGUUGGUAAAGUUUCACCAAAGUUUAAUCCCUGGUUUAACAAAAAAGAAAAUUAUAUCAUAAUAUUUUUACAAAAACACAUGAAUUUAUUUCAACAACAAUAUCAAGUUUCAUGUGUAACCUGUGAUUUUUCAAUAUAUAGAUGUGAUGUAACAUUAUGUUCUUAUAUGGCAAAUCAUAGAAAUAUGUCAUAAAACUGAUUGUGUCGAUAGACCUUAUAUAAAUAUUACAAGUUUUUUUUUUAACUACUGUAUGGUAUUAAUAUUGAUAUCCUUUUCCACUUAUGUAUAAUUUAUUAGUAUUACUAUUACUUUGUAAGUAUAUUGUUUGAAACAUAAUAUAUAAAAAUGAAUAAUAUAAUUAGAUUUAUAGACGAUUACACAUGGUAGUAAUUAUUAUCUGUACCUGCUAUCUUUAAUGGAAUAUUCCAGCUGAAUCGAUACAGUAAAAGGACAAAAGAUAGAAUUGACAUAUGACUUAGAAAUUGAUCUUUUCUUCAAUAUUGAUUUAAUUCCUCAUAAGAAAUUUAACAACCCCAAAUAUUGAUGAAGUCUUAAUUUUGAAAUACAGCAUAGCUAUAUGCAUACACAGUGAAUAAAAUUACUAUUGUUCAUCCUAUUCACAAAGUUAUAGAAAAUUGUCAAUAUAAAAUAUAUAUAUAUAUAUACUUUACAAAUAAUUUACAUGAUACAGAAAAUCAUAUGUAGAAUACAUUACUAGUUAGUUUACCUCAAUAUUUUCAUUAGUUUUCAAUUUUAUCUCAUUAAUUACAGUAAUUUGGAUUGAUAGGGAACAUGAUUUUUUUUGUCCCCAUAAAUUGAUUGGAAUAAAGUAUUAUAAAGAACUAAAAACCCCCCAAAAAUAUCCAAAAUAAUAUAUUGUACAGUAAAUCAGAUACAGUACAAACAAUCCAUAUUUUAACUACUGUACUAUCGUACAGUAGAUUAUCAACUAUAUUUUCUUUCAAAAUGAAUAAAUAAUGCUAGGAAUAAUAUUCACAACAUAUUACCAAAAUCAAUUCUAAAGAAUAGUUUUCUAAAUAAUUAUCAACACAACAGAAAUAUUACAAAAUUGUGUCAGGUAAAAUUCCCGGGACUAUCUAAGUAUCCAUAACCUUGAUAAGAUCUGAAACAAUUGUAUCAACUUUAAAUAAAUUGCUUAUUAUUUGAACCUUAAUUAUUCAGUAUUUUACUCAUCUCCCUUUCAUACUGUUUUAUAUAUCAAACAAAAUGUAUGUAUCGCAUAAUGGUAUUAAUAAAGAUGUAUGAUGAAUUUCCGCCUCUGUUGUAAUUGUGAAUUUAGUCAUUUUCCUAAAUACUUUAAUAUUGUAUAGUUAUAAUUUAAGAAUAAAAUGUAAGUCUGAUUACAUUUACUGUAUAUUUUCUCUUGAAUGAUUUUACAGGUAUCAUGCACGAGUGUCUAUAAAACUCGUAUUUCUGAUCUGAGUUUUCUAGUUCUAGAAAACUCAGAUAGCUAGACACCCAUAAUGCCUGAAUAUAUUUUCACACUAGGUUUGAAUACAAGUAUAGUACAGCAUCACCAAGAAGAGAAAAGGGUAGUGCAAAGUUUUAGUACUGUACUUCAAGGAUGGAAUUAAUUAUUCUUCCGUAAAAUUAAAUCUCAAAAUGGCCUCUGGUUAUGAAAAUGGUGCAUCGGUGGAGUAAAGGCCAGCGUCACUGUAAUUAAAUACGAUUUUAAUUGUUUUAAAAUAAUUCGAACAUCAAUGAGAUGUUUACAGUAUACUUUGUAGUCCAUGUUUUUACAAUAUCUACUAUAUUUAUAUACUAUACCAUUUCUUAAAAAUAAAUUGAUAAAAAUCAAAAUUAAAAUGUGCAACAUUUGGCUCAUGGACGUAGAUUGGCAGCAGCGACCGCUCUAGGAUAUAUUUUCUGUGGUGAUAAGGUGUCCGACAAAGGGGACUUGAGAUCGUAUGCCUGAGCUGGGAGAAGGGGUUCAGAGAGGGUUCCCCCACCCAAAUGAGAUUUUUUAAUAGCAACCUCUGGAUGGCCAGAAAUGGCACUCUCAGACUGUGACAGACAUGUGUUAGCUUGGUGUGGGCCUAUUUAUAUAUAUUUUAUGGUCUGACUGCCCGACGAGCUCUGCCCGGGGGGGGGGGGACUUGACCUGUCCGAUGGGGACUUACUGUAAGCCCCCCUGUCCCUGCUGGCGCUGCCACUGACUGGCAGUGCUACCUACAAAAAAAUUACUUCAUCUGUAAAUCCUAAGAAAUGACAAUUGAUAAAAAUAAUAGUAAUUAUAAAUAUACUGACCACUAUAUUAUUUUACAUUACAUGAAUACAAUUUAUACUUAGUUCUACAGUCGGCAAUCAAUGGGUCACGACCCAAGUGUGGGUUGUGGAUAAACAUUCAAGGGUCUUCAGUUCGCUAAUGGGUCUCCAAAACAAUAAUAGAAAAGGUGUUUAGUGUUGUAAUUAACAUU
This is a messenger RNA of Anneissia japonica, 17558 nucleotides long. RefSeq lists its product as uncharacterized. Bases 211 to 9516 code for a protein of 3101 amino acids. The transcript has 9 exons. The record is from RefSeq and is a predicted model, not a curated record. NCBI's taxonomy places the organism in Eukaryota, Metazoa, Echinodermata, Crinoidea, Comatulida, Comatulidae.